AAGCUAAAUUAUCCUGCUAUCACGUAACACAGUUACGAAAAUAGCCCCAAAUCAGUUUCUCCAAGUCCCCUACGCGGAACGCAGGAAUCGCCCAAGGCAGAGUGAGCAAUCAUCAGUCAUCACUCAUCACCGGCUACCAAGAUUUUCACUAACACCAAAGCUAAACAAAUCUGAGUGAGCUCUUACGAUGGCUCCUGUUGCUCCUCGAUCUGGCGAUUCGAUAUUUGCUAACAUUGAACGUGUUAACGCGGAGCUAUUUACUCUGACAUAUGGGGCAAUUGUGCGGCAAUUGCUUACAGAUCUGGAAGAAGUUGAGGAAGUCAACAAGCAGCUAGAUCAGAUGGGUUAUAAUAUUGGAAUCCGUUUGAUUGAUGAGUUUUUGGCUAAAUCUAAUGUCUCAAGGUGUGUUGAUUUCAGAGAGACAGCUGAUGUCAUUGCAAAGGUUGGUUUUAAAAUGUUCCUCGGUGUUACCGCAUCCGUGACCAAUUGGGAUGCUGAAGGAACUUGUUGUAGUAUUAUUUUGGAAGACAAUCCUUUGGUGGACUUUGUUGAGCUUCCUGACAACUAUCAAGGUCUGUACUACUGCAACAUAUUAAGCGGAGUCAUUAGAGGAGCCUUGGAUAUGGUGUCAAUGAAGGCUGAGGUGACUUGGCUACGUGAUGCGCUUCGAGGUGAUGAUGUGUUUGAGUUGCAAGUAAAACUUCUCAAGCAAGUUCCAGAAGAGUAUCCAUAUAAGGAUGAUGAGUAAUUUUCUGUUUUGUAAUGUUGUACUUCAUCAUCCCAAGUAUUAGAUUAUUAUCUUUCUACCUUGUGUGCAUUUUGACAAAACUUUAAUACAAUAGAGAAUCUAUAAUUAAAUCAUUAUGAUAUUGGGAUUUUAUAGAUUCUUAAA
Molecule: messenger RNA, 892 nt
Organism: Vicia villosa (hairy vetch)
Lineage: Eukaryota; Viridiplantae; Streptophyta; Magnoliopsida; Fabales; Fabaceae
Exons: 6
Coding region: 188-748 (186 amino acids)
Biological process (GO): intra-Golgi vesicle-mediated transport; endoplasmic reticulum to Golgi vesicle-mediated transport
Cellular component (GO): TRAPP complex; cis-Golgi network membrane; cytosol
Source: RefSeq, a predicted model, not a curated record